Molecule: messenger RNA, 1410 nt
Organism: Nymphaea colorata (pocket water lily)
Lineage: Eukaryota; Viridiplantae; Streptophyta; Magnoliopsida; Nymphaeales; Nymphaeaceae
Product: peroxidase 72-like
Exons: 4
Coding region: 89-1102 (337 amino acids)
Biological process (GO): response to oxidative stress; hydrogen peroxide catabolic process
Molecular function (GO): heme binding; peroxidase activity
Source: RefSeq, a predicted model, not a curated record
CUGGCUGCCACCUUCAUUCGCACCACCCAAGGAAACUGAAGUUCCUCUCACAAGAACUGAAGUUUCUCAGACACCCAAAAGAUCAAACAUGGAGAGAUCCCCAAGCUUCUUCUUCUUCUUCUUCUUCUUGUGCUCUGUGCCAUGCUUGCUUACUUUCUGCUAUGCUCACCCUGUUGAGAACUAUCUCUACCCUCAGUUCUAUGAGAAGUCAUGCCCUCAUCUCCAAGAGAUAGUCAAGGCCGGCGUCGCCCGGGCCGUGGCUCGUGAGACCAGGAUGGCUGCCUCCUUGCUCAGGCUCCACUUCCAUGACUGCUUUGUCAAGGGCUGUGAUGCAUCUGUUCUUUUGGACGGCGUUGACGGCAUAAUCACUGAGAAGAUAUCGAACCCAAACAGGAACUCGGCCAGGGGAUUCGAAGUGAUUGAUGAGAUCAAGGCUGAGGUAGAGAAGGCAUGCCCUGAAGUUGUCUCCUGUGCGGACAUUCUCACUCUUGCUGCAAGAGACUCAACUGUUAUCUCUGGUGGACCAUACUGGGAGGUGCCAUUGGGCAGGAGAGACUCUCUUGGAGCAAGCUUGAGCGGAUCAAACUACAACAUCCCAGCUCCAAACAGCACCAUCCAGACCCUCAUCACCAAAUUCAAACUCAAGGGCCUUGAUCUCGUCGAUUUGGUCGCUCUUUCUGGGAGCCACACAAUUGGAUUCUCCAGGUGCACCAGCUUCAGGCAGAGGCUCUACAACCAGUCCGGCAACGGCGAGCCCGACUACACACUUGAUCAAGGCUAUGCCGCCCACCUCAGGUCAGGCUGCCCCAAGUCCGGCGGCGACAACAACCUCUUCCCACUGGACUUUGUCACCGUGGCGAAGUUCGACAACUUCUACUACAAGAACAUCAUUGAAAAGAAAGGGCUGCUCAGCAGUGAUGAGAUCCUCUUCACCCAGAACAAGGAGACCAUGGAGCUUGUUGAGCUCUAUGCUGAGAACAAUGAGAAGUUCUUUGAGCAGUUUGCCAAGUCCAUGAUCAAGAUGGGGAACAUCACUCCCCUCACUGGCUCAAUGGGUGAGAUCAGGAAGAACUGCAGGAGACUAAACCAUGCCCAUUACUAGAGAAACAAGGGGAAUUUCUUGGUUUAGUUUGGUGUGUGUGUUUGUAUGAGAAUAAUGUAUGCUUUCUUUCCAUUUGUUCUAGAGAGGGAGAGUUGUCUAGGAUUCUCUUGUUGAUGUUCUUUUUAAUUGUGUCUAGUCUUUAUUUGGUGUUUGAUGGGAGUAAUGCCGAUUCUUGCUCCCAUUGUCUCUUGAUUUAUCUGUAAUGAAAGGUUGGUUUGGAAUUUGGCAUCAAAAGAAGAUGUUAGGCUUGCGAAUUGUAAUGGUGAUUAUGAUCUGUAAUGAAGAUUUUAUCACAUUCGAUCUUUCAA